GAUAAACUUAUUAAAUAGAUAAUUAAAAUGUCUGCCAGCAAUGGGAUUGCAGCCUCGGUUACAGGCAUUGACCCUCGGAGACCUAACAAGGUAGUGCGAUACAGACCCCCUCCCGUGGCAGAGAACAGUUCAGCCCCAGCUGAUGACCCAAUUGCAGACUACAUGAAUUUACUGGGCAUGGUGUUCAGCAUGUGUGGCCUGAUGAUGAAACUCAAAUGGUGUGCUUGGGUCGCUGUCUAUUGUGCUUUCAUAUCUUUCGCUAACUCCAGGGCAACAGAGGAUUCCAAACAGAUGCUGUCCAGCUUCAUGUUAUCAAUAUCAGCAGUAGUCAUGUCGUACCUGCAGAACCCGCAGCCCAUGACACCGCCCUGGCAGUGAUCACACCUCAUUAAGUCGUGUCCGAUUCAAUACUAUGGACAGUUUCUAAAUUGUGUCAUGAUUUCUGAAGCAUCUCAGUCGAUAUCAUGAUUCUUAUGCAUUGUAUUUUGUUUUAUUGAAAUUUUAUCCUUGCAAAAUUAGUAUCUAUAAUAUAUAUUCACAUCGUUAUGGGUUAAAUUAUGAAUCCGCUCUCCGCAUAAUGAAAUAAAGUUGCAAUUAUG
This is a messenger RNA of Symsagittifera roscoffensis, 599 nucleotides long. Its product is annotated as PAT complex subunit Asterix-like. Gene Ontology annotation, biological process: protein insertion into ER membrane. The transcript is spliced from 3 exons. Bases 28 to 378 code for a protein of 116 amino acids. NCBI's taxonomy places the organism in Eukaryota, Metazoa, Xenacoelomorpha, Acoela, Convolutidae. The record is from RefSeq and is a predicted model, not a curated record. Gene Ontology annotation, cellular component: endoplasmic reticulum membrane. Gene Ontology annotation, molecular function: protein folding chaperone.